AUGGUUUUAAAUGUUGAUGAUGAAUUGAUGCGUCCGGUGCCUUCUUCGCCGGAGCAGACUGGUUCUGGUUCUGCGGCGGCGGUGGUGGUGGUUGAUGACAAGGCAAUUGAUAUAUCCGAUGAAGAAGAUGAGAACCAACCGCUAAUUGGUGGUUCUGCGGAAUGUCGUAUUUGUCAGGACGAGUGUCCGAUUGAGAAUCUUGAGAGCCCUUGUGCUUGCAGUGGCAGCUUAAAGUAUGCGCAUAGAAAAUGUGUUCAGCGUUGGUGCAAUGAAAAGGGGAACAUUAUAUGUGAGAUUUGUCAUCAGCCUUACCAACCCGGGUAUACUGCUCCACCACCUCCGCUUCAGCCUCAAGAAACCACUAUUGACAUUGGUGGAGGAUGGACAAUCUCAGGUCUAGACCUGCACGAUCCUCGCCUCCUUGCGAUUGCAGAAGCUGAGCGUCGGUAUCUAGAAUCUGAAUAUGUGGAAUAUACAGCUUCAAAUGCCAGCGGAGCUGCAUUUUGUCGCUCAGCUGCUCUAAUACUAAUGGCCCUUCUUCUCUUACGACAUGCACUGACCAUAACAAGCGAUGCUGAUGGAGAAGAAGACGAUCCAUCUUCGAUACUAUCUCUUGUCUUGCUCCGAGCUGCUGGAUUUCUUCUUCCUUGCUAUAUCAUGGCUUGGGCUAUUAGUAUUCUACAGCGCCGAAGACAACGACAGGAAGCUGCGGCUUUGGCUACACAGUUUGCAUUGGUGCUUCAGUCAGGUCAACCUAGAACAGUUCACUUCACGGUAGCACCGGGACCACCAUCACCCUCCAUGGCUACUGCAACUACAUCUACACAACAACAACAUGAAGAGCCGGUCUGA
This is a messenger RNA of Arabis nemorensis, 852 nucleotides long. The record is from the annotation of a GenBank genome assembly. NCBI's taxonomy places the organism in Eukaryota, Viridiplantae, Streptophyta, Magnoliopsida, Brassicales, Brassicaceae.